AUGUCGUCGAAUUUUCUAACACAAGCGCUCACCACCGAGGUACUCUUCAGAAAUGCCAAUGGGAUACAGCUAACGCUGGAAGAGAAAGCGAGUCUGUCGAAUGCGAAUAUCAUAAACUUUGCGUUGCGAAGCGGAAAGCACAUCAAUGUCAAUUUAUGGUUAACGUUAGCCUGCGCAAUUCUCCUCGUGUGGAUCGUAUCGGGAACUUUAGUCUCCCUCGUUGUCUCGGCGUGUAUCCUGAUAGUGCAAUGUAAAUCGUUCGUCGCUUCUAUUAAACAAGACACGUUGCUGGUUGUAGAGUCGGUGGGUGUGCAUAUCGAGAGCAUAAGAGGAUUUGGCAUUUUCAGAUCGACAGAAUUCCUGCCAUGGGACACGGUAGAAGAUAUAUUCAUCAAUGAAGUCAUAAAAGGAGUAAGUCUUGUGCUUGUUUUAUGCGCAUUUGUGCCACAGUAG
Wasmannia auropunctata (little fire ant) is the source of this 453-nucleotide messenger RNA. RefSeq lists its product as uncharacterized. Bases 1 to 453 code for a protein of 150 amino acids. The record is from RefSeq and is a predicted model, not a curated record. Lineage: Eukaryota; Metazoa; Arthropoda; Insecta; Hymenoptera; Formicidae. The transcript is spliced from 2 exons.